CCUUCUAAAAUCACCAACUUUCUUGUUUUUCUUCCCACUUCCUUCUUUUUUCAUCCAUUUCUCCUUCUCCUUCUAUAUAGAUCUUUAAUUAUUUACUUCCCCUUUCUCAUAAAUCAUGGCUUCUUCUGGCCAUAUACCACCACAUGAUCAAAACAACAACCAAUUACACAAUGUGAACUACAUCUCAUCAUGUUCUUCUCCAUCUUAUAAUAUUAGUAAUUCAGACUCCAAUUUUACCACUUUUGUCCAAGCUGACCCCUCCAACUUCCGUUCUGUAGUCCAAAAACUCACCGGUGCAGCAUCAGCUUCCCGGCAUCCCGUCGUCGGAAAAUCCAACUCCGGCGAGAAAGGUCCUCGGCGUCCGACUUUCAAGUUACACGAACGAAGGCAUAGCGCAAGAAAGCUUGAAAAUAUUCUCACUGGUAAAAUUUUGUCACCACCUCCUUCUAAUAGGCAAAUGGUUAUGGCUUCUCCAGUGUCACCUCUGGAAAUGCUGACACGUGGAAGUCCAAAAUCACCAAUGGAAGAAUUAGAAGAAAGAGCUAUUGCUGAUAAAGGAUUUUAUUUACAUCCAAGUCCACUUACUACACCAAGAGGCACUGAGCCACCUCAACUCUUGCCUUUGUUUCCACUUCAGUCCCCUACAGCUAGAGAUCAUUCUUCUUCUUAAUUAAUUAAAUUGAUGCCUGUCUUGACUCUUGUUUUAAGAUUAGAUAUAGCCAAAUUAAUCUUUAAUCUUUUUGUUAAUUCUGAUGUUGUAGUGCUCGUUGUGUCUCAAAAAAUAUUUAAAGAUGCUUAGAUGAUACCAUACGCUUGUACUUUUUUUUGGUUUUUCCAUUAGUCUUGCACUCUUUUUUAACGAAGUAGUAAAUGUGUGCCUAAAUUUUUAUCA
This is a messenger RNA of Nicotiana attenuata, 892 nucleotides long. RefSeq names its product VQ motif-containing protein 11-like. The record is from RefSeq and is a predicted model, not a curated record. Bases 116 to 670 code for a protein of 184 amino acids. The transcript has a single exon. NCBI's taxonomy places the organism in Eukaryota, Viridiplantae, Streptophyta, Magnoliopsida, Solanales, Solanaceae.